Molecule: messenger RNA, 1357 nt
Organism: Poeciliopsis prolifica (blackstripe livebearer)
Lineage: Eukaryota; Metazoa; Chordata; Actinopteri; Cyprinodontiformes; Poeciliidae
Product: zinc finger and SCAN domain-containing protein 21-like
Exons: 2
Coding region: 16-1002 (328 amino acids)
Biological process (GO): regulation of transcription by RNA polymerase II
Molecular function (GO): RNA polymerase II cis-regulatory region sequence-specific DNA binding; DNA-binding transcription factor activity, RNA polymerase II-specific
Source: RefSeq, a predicted model, not a curated record
ACCGGGCGGUAGCAGAUGGACGCUGUCAAAAAUAUGAGUAACCUGGACCGGCUAAGCGUGUUCCUCAACGACAGGCUGACCGCAGCCGCGGCGGAGAUCCUCGGGGCCGUGAAAGAUGCGGUGGCCGAGUACCAGAGCGAGCUGCUGCGCUCCAGAGAGGAGAACGAGCGUCUCCAGAGGCUCCUGAACGCAGCCGUCCAGCGGCUGCUGCUGCAGCAGUCAGAGCCUCUCACCGUCUGUCUCCAAGAGGAAAGUCAACUCUGUGAACCCGAUGGGAGGAGCAACUUGGAGAUCGUUCCUCAAGUCAAAGAAGAAUCAACAGUUAGAAAGAUACAAAGUAGUUUUACACAUGAGGAAGCUGGGCAAUCAGAAGGAAACUGCUGCCAUAUUGCGCCGCAGGAGUCAUGUCCUCUGCCGGCCCCCGGUGUCUCCCCACUGCCACCGACAUGUGUGGAAACAAAGACGGAAAAUGCAGAGGAGGAGAACGAGAAAAAGCAGCCAACCAACAGCUUAUCGUUGCCCACGACGGUCCACGUAGACUGCAGAGCGGCCGUCUCUACCGCAAAGAGUCAGAAACCUUUAAGGAUGGACGUCCAGGGAAAGGGGACGCUUUAUUCCAACAGCAAACAGAGCAUGCACAUACUGCCGAUGAAGAACAUGAGAUCGUUGAAGCAGCCUCUGUCUCGCUCGUUUCACCCCAGCCAGAGCAACCAGAGGUGGCACUGCUGCAAAGAGUGCGGCAAGACUUUCAGCUUCGCCUGCCAGCUGGAGGUGCACAUGCGCUGGCACACCAAAGAGAAGCCGUACAGCUGUGCGGUGUGCAGGAAGAGCUUCACCACGGUGAGCAUGCUCAAGCGGCACCACCGCAUCCACACUGGGGAGAAGCCCUUCCGAUGCCACGUCUGCGGGAAAUGCUUCAACCAGUCGGCACACCUCAACACCCACUACAGGCUCCACACGAGGGAGAGGGCCAGCUGGAGCCGAGCGGCACUGUGCAAGUGAACGCUCAUCAGACGCCGGCUCACUUGUAUGAUUAAAAAUGAUUUCAUUUGCCAGAGUGCCCAUUCAAUCCCUCUAAGUCAGUGUUUCUCAAUUCCUGUCCCCAGGCAAGCCCUGUUCUGCAACGGUUGUGGUGUUUCUCUUCUGCUGCAGACCUGACUUGAACAAGUUGGUGCAUGACCUCCUCUGAUGACGUGCAGAGAAAGGUCAUGCAAUCAGGUGUUAUGAAGCAGAGACGCAUCUGAAAUACACAGAUCAGUGGCUCCUAAGGAUUGGAAUUGAGAAACACUCAUCUACAGCAAUAGUCUUGAAUUGUAUGUGUCUUUCUGUGAUAAAUAAAAUGGCUACUAAAAUCAAA